AUGAUUUUAGAUAAGAAUUUUGAAUCUGUGAAGCGCUUAACUGCACUCUCAUUAGACCAGAAUCCUUGGAACUGUACAUGUGAACUGCAGAUUUUUCGUGACUUUGUUUUAAAACGUAAUCUCUACACACCACCAACGGCAUGUUAUUUUCCCGUGCACUUACGUGGCAUGUUGUGGGUGGAGGAUCAACCGGAAGCGUUUGCCUGUAAACCCAAAAUCAUAUAUCCAGCACGCGGUGCUUCCAUCAAUACGUCAAAAGAAAAUGUUACAUUGGUUUGCCGAGUGCAUGCUUCACCUAACACACACAUAUCCUGGGAUUAUAACAAACAAAUGUAUCGCUCCAAUGCAGUGAACAGUGCACAACAACAACGCGUACACAUCCAACUGCUACGCGAUGAACAGUCCAAAGAGAAGGAGUUCGGACGUGAUGUGUUUAUUUCACGUUUAACUAUUAUUGGAGCCGAUAAAAACGACGAGGGUAUCUACACAUGUUUAGCAGAGAACGCUGGUGGCAAAGAUGUAGUGCAAAUGAAUUUGCUGAUACAAAAGCCAGGGUCAAAGGACUUGUUAUUGCAGGGAAACUUAGUUAUUGUGAUUUGCUUAAUGGCUUUGGGAUUGCUUAGUGUGUCGGUGCUGCUCGCAUUGAUUACUUGUUGCAUUUACAAGCGUUUCAAGCAUAUUAACUCCGCGCAUCGACAUCAUCAUCAUCAUCAUUUGGAUGUUGCCGAUCAAUUAACAACUGGCCUCGAACAUACCACCACGACUGUAACGGGCGGCACUGAUGUUGUGCUUGGAGUGAGUGUAGAUGAGACAUCAACGGGUAAUUUCAAGCACCAUUUGCAAAAAACAAAUCUGAAUGGUGGCACUGGCGGAAUGGACAAAUACAGUGAAAUGAUUAAGCAUGGUGUUUCUGUGAUGGACAAUGGUUUUGUUAAUGUUGGUGCUGAUGGCGUUGAGCACCAUAAACUGCUGCUGAACGAUGCGAAAACAGGGCAUGCGGAAAAGGCGUAUUUGGAGCGAAGUACUAAAGAAACACUUCACAUAAAAUAUCCGCAUGGAUACGUGCAGACCGAAAUAAUACGAAAUACUUUAAGCAGCAGCACUGGGAGCAACAAACUAAGCAAUAAAAGGCAAACACAAGAUGCAAGUAAAGAUUUUGUCGGACGGACUGUUGAAUACCAACCGGAUCUGCUACCAGCACAUAGCACCAAAGUUAUUAGUAGUCAAGAAGGACAGCUUUAUAGUCCAAUAAAGUCAACGACAACAAUAAAUCUACAUGAGAAUGAACAUCAAUUGCAGCAACAACAACAUCAUCAUCAACAACAACAGCAACAUCAACAGCAACAACAAUUACAAGAAACCAUUGUGACGACAAGCAACGCGCCAAAAAGUAAAUACAAUAGCAACGCUCAGGCAUACCUGCAAUCAAAAUAUAGCACGAUAGCAAAUACCAAUAAACUGAGUGAAAAGUUAACCAAGCGCGAAAUUCCAGGCAUACCACUAAUGACAUCAGCUUCACUAACAGCAGCUGGAUAUGCAAAUACAACGACAGCAGCGGCGCAAGAAAGCGGUUUCACCACACGUCACAGCAAAUCACUGGCGUUGCCCGGACGCACCACUUCCACACCCACCGAAAAUAGUUACGAAUAUAGGCAACCACCACCUCCGCCAUAUAGUGCAGCACAUCGUGCAGCCGGCAGUCUGCUACUACAGCGACACACCAACUCCAACGAUGACAAGGAGAAUUGCAUCACAAAAGAUCAAGGCUAUCAGGAUUGUAAAGCUAAUGAUGUCGGAAAUGUUGGCACAACAACAGCAACAACAGUAACGGCUACGAGACAGGCAAUUGUGACCGCAUCACCAUCUUUGAAUUUCCUCACUACAACCGGCUAUACACCACGUCGACAAUUGCUGUGAUAGCAGUGACAUGAAGUGGCAUCAAACGAAGUGACGGACGAUAGUGAGAGUGAGGAGCUGUUGCAACUACUACAAUUGGAAUAUUAGCCUAGUUUGAAUAAUGCGGCUAAUACAAGUAUAAUUUAGUGCGUGUACUUCAACUGAAGAUAUUACAUUAUUGCCAGAAUUGAUUUCCCAGUAGCAAUAUAAGUGCGCCAAUGGACGAGUAACUGUGAAUUACAUAUCUGUGUGAAGCAAUGCAUUGAAGUUAUGGUAAUUUGUUGAGCAUAAUAAAGCAACUUGUCGAUUACUAACGCCAUUUAAGUCUGUACUAUGGUAAUAAGUAAAAUUGAGGUCAGAUAUUUUGUAGUACUCCUAUAUAUAUAGUAUAUAUCUACAAUUGAAAAAGUUGUAUGCCAAAUUGUUUCCGAAUGCAUGAUAAGACAUGCUGAUGUUGCAAUUUCAUGCAUUUGAACAUAAUUCAUAUUUGCAAUAAAUGCCAAUAAUAAUUUAUACUUGUAUAUAAAUAUCCUUGAGAAAAUGAGCAAUUGCAAUUUACAGCAUACACAUAUGAUAUGUUGCUUGUUCUAUUUAAUAAAUAACAAAUACUGAAGUUAGAUGCAUACGUGUAACUUACCUAUGUAUCUGGGAUAACGAAUGCAUUGAAGUUGAAACUAAAAUUAGUUGAUUGCGUUGGUAAGUAACCACGUACAUGUAUAAAUGUCAUAAGAUAUAAUCUUAAAGAGGUGUAAACUGAAUAGUUGAAUGUGAUCAGAAUGUAAGUGUAGCGCAU
Teleopsis dalmanni is the source of this 2689-nucleotide messenger RNA. RefSeq lists its product as uncharacterized. Gene Ontology annotation, biological process: cell-cell adhesion. The record is from RefSeq and is a predicted model, not a curated record. The coding region runs from base 1 to 1917 and encodes 638 amino acids. Gene Ontology annotation, cellular component: cell-cell junction. The transcript has 3 exons. Gene Ontology annotation, molecular function: cell adhesion molecule binding. NCBI's taxonomy places the organism in Eukaryota, Metazoa, Arthropoda, Insecta, Diptera, Diopsidae.